AUGCGUUCUUUUAUUUUCGUCGCCGCUGCCGCUGCAGGCCUUGCAAAUGCCCACGAGUCAGGCACAUGGACCAGCGAUGUCACAGUCACCGCCACCUCGACCCGAACCCACACCUUCUGCCCUGUCACGCAAGCAACAACUUGCGACGCUGCCGAAUCCACUGAUGUAAGCGGUGGCCAUGGUCAUGACAUUGGUGUUAGCGUGGGGAUUGGAGCCAGCAACGCGCAAGAUGCUUGGUGGUCAAUCUGGCAGUCGCAAAAGACCAACUACGGCGUCUGGGGUGACUGGAACACGGCAUCCGAAACCGCCAGUGCCACUGCCAGCGCAACGACCACUGAUACCGGUGCAGGAAGUGGCCACGGGUCUGCCUCAACAUCCGGCUAUGGUAAUGGUGGCUCCGGAUCCGGCCCGAGCAGCAGCUACAGCUACUCGUACAGCACCUCUGGCUCGGGACCAUCUUCCAGCUGGAGCUACACCGCAUCCUCAAGCACCUCGGCAUCGGCCACUUCUACCACCAGCGCUGCGGGCUGCCCAACAUACACUCCUGCUGCCAACGAGACAUAUGAUUACUGCAACUCUGCUUCCGACCGAUCAAAGUGGUGCGAUGAGAAGAGCCUCAAGACCGACUACUAUACCACUGACUAUGAUACCGGUGUCACCCGCGAAUACACCUUGGAGAUCACGAACACCACCCUGGUCUACGACGGGACGGGUCCCAAACUCGCUCUGGCCGUCAAUGGCCAGGUUCCUGGACCUGUUAUCGAGGCCAACUGGGGAGAUACUGUGAAGGUCACUGUCAUCAACAAGUUGGCAGACAAUAGCACUUCCAUCCAUUUCCACGGUAUCCGCCAAUUCGGCAGCAACGACCAAGAUGGUGUUCCCGGUGUGACCGAAUGCGGCAUUGCUGGAAACGGUGGCUCACGCACAUACACAUGGAAGGCCAGCUCAUAUGGUACUUCAUGGUAUCACAGCCAUAUGUUUGCGCAAUACGGUGAUGGUAUCCGCGGCCCUAUCGUCAUCCACGGACCUGCUACUGCCAACUACGACUAUGAUAUGGGCACUGUCAUGAUUGAUGACACUUACACCAACACCGCUGCUGCUCAGGCCGCUGUCAUUGCCCACUUCGGGCCCGGUGGUUCCUUUAACACCCUGUUCAACGGCAAGAACAAGAACCCUGAUCCAGUCGGCCCUGGUGGCGCUCCUUUCUCGUGGGGCCUCAAGCCUUGCAGGAAGCACUUGUUCCGCAUCAUCAACAGCUCUACGCAAAACAGCUGGAUCGUUAGCUUUGACUCUCACAAGAUGACCGUCAUUGCCGCUGAUUUCGUGCCCAUUGUUCCAUACACGACCACCACCCUGAAGAUCGCCAACGGUCAACGAUACGAUGUCAUCGUCGAGGCUGACCAAACCCCCAGCAGCUACUAUGUUCGUGCCGUUAUCCAGACCGGAUGUCCUUCGGGUGGUGCCAAUUCUGGUCUGGGCACAGCCAACGCGGUCAUCAACUAUGAGGGUGCCACUCCCGUCACGCCGAUCAACAACACCCCCAUCACCAACGUUACCGCCAACGUCUGCCAGGAUGAGCCCCUUGCGUCCCUUGUGCCCUUCCUCCAGAAGUCUGGUGGCAGCGCCACAGCGUUCCAGGCAUCUGCUUCCACUGUUCCCGCUGGCUCAGUUACCUCAGUUGCGACCAACGAUGAUGGCACUGUCUUCCAAUGGUACAUCAACAACGCCGUCAUCAAUGUCAACUACAGCCAACCGACUCUUAAGACUCUGGCUGACGGUGGUUCCAACGACCUCAUCAGCAACUCUGUCAUUCUCAACCAAGCUAACACCUGGGUUUACUUCGUCAUUCAGAACCAGUUCUUUGCUUCUCAUCCUUUGCACAUUCACGGCCACGACGUUUCCGUCCUCGGCACUGGCGUUGGCACUUUCACCGCCGACAUGAUCACGACCCUCAACUUCAAAAACCCUACCCGUCGCGACACAGUGAUGCUUCAAGGUUCUGCCGGUCCAGGGAACCCCGCUGGAUAUACGGUUAUCGGUUUCGAGACGGACAAUCCGGGUGCCUGGCUCAUGCAUUGUCACAUCGCCUGGCACGUUGAUGGUGGUCUUGCUCUGCAAUUCGUUGAGCGGCCAGGCGACAUCACGACCGGCAAGUAUGUCGGCGAUGAUUUCAAGGCUGAAUGCUCUGCUUUGCAAGAAUAUCAAUCUAGCAGCCCGCAAGGCGCCAAGUUGUCUGGUCAGUCUGGCUUGAAAGCCCGUGGUUACUCUGAUGAGUUGGACUUCGGAAUGUGGAACGGUGGCGCCAAGAUGAACCUCGAGCAGUACCGCAAGCGCUACGCUCACCGUCACGCCCACUAA
This is a messenger RNA of Cladophialophora yegresii CBS 114405, 2358 nucleotides long. RefSeq lists its product as uncharacterized. The transcript has 3 exons. The record is from RefSeq and is a predicted model, not a curated record. The coding region runs from base 1 to 2358 and encodes 785 amino acids. NCBI's taxonomy places the organism in Eukaryota, Fungi, Ascomycota, Eurotiomycetes, Chaetothyriales, Herpotrichiellaceae. Gene Ontology annotation, molecular function: copper ion binding; oxidoreductase activity.